Molecule: messenger RNA, 408 nt
Organism: Penicillium maclennaniae
Lineage: Eukaryota; Fungi; Ascomycota; Eurotiomycetes; Eurotiales; Aspergillaceae
Product: DUF952 domain-containing protein
Exons: 2
Coding region: 1-408 (135 amino acids)
Source: RefSeq, a predicted model, not a curated record
AUGGCGACGCUUGAAACCCAACCGCGCUAUCUCUACAAAAUUAUUGCCUCUAGUGCGCCCAUUCGCGAGCCCAUCCCCGAGCGCCUGCCGGUCAGCGAGCUCGACCGAGAUUCCGGAUUUGUCCACCUCUCGAUGGCGCACCAGGUGCCCAACACAUUAAAGACAUUUUUUAAAGAUGAGCCGGUCGUGUAUAUCUUGCGCAUCGAGUAUGGGCGAGUUGUACAAGAUAUUCGCUGGGAGUCGCCCGACGCGAAGGUGUGCGGGCCCCGGCCCGGUGAGGGUUUGUUCCCGCACUUAUAUAAUGGACUGAGGUUGGGGAAAGAGGAGGUGGAGAGCAUCGCGAUAUGGCAGAAUGAGGAUGGUUGGGACAAGGCUUUAGACGGGGCGGAACCAUGGCUAUUGUACUAA